AUGUCGAACACGUCAACAACUAACAAUAAUAAUAGUCAAAAGACAGCUGAGCCUACUUUGACUUCACCCUCUCAACCUUCUCAAACUUCCUCCUCCGUGGAGCAAGUCCCUGGGAAUAUUUCUUCAAUAACACGUGACUCCACUUCCCACUUACCAUAUACACCAAUCGUUGAAACGAUUGAUGAAAUGGAAAUAGAGUUUACCAAUAAAAAUGAAACACAACAACUUUCAGAAGGAUCUACAUCCGUUAAUGGCAAUCCACCACCAAUGGAGGAAAUCCCCAUGAUCGACAACAUAUUUUCAGCCUCAAACACACAAAUACAAACUUCCUUUGAAGGGUUUAUCCCACGAGAUAGUUUUCCACCAAAACUUACAGACAAAGAAAUUCUUCAAAAACUUAACACCAUCUUUGUCGGAGACAAAGACUUUAUCAAAGUCAGAUCUUUGAAAAAAAUGACGUUCAAAUUUUAUAUGAUAUCUGUGUCGACCAAAGAAAAAUUGUCACACCUUAUCAAAACAUCACCUCCAACCCUUCAUAAUGUUAAAAUUUAUGAAUAUACACAACAAAAUAUAGAUACUCUAAUUGAACGCAAACUCCAAUUACAAGAUGACACUAUCAUCAAAAUAUUAGAUAUCCCUAUCAAUUAUGACGCCACGUUAUUGAUAAAACAAAUAACUGACGCAACGGAAAAACGAAUCACAACUUACAAAGAAAUCAAAAAACCACCUCAAAGAAUCCAAAACCGCAACAAAAAUGAUAAACCAAUUUUUAUCAAACCAAUUUAUAAACAAUUAAUAAUCAGCUUUGAGGACAAGGCUGCAGCAGAUUACUUAUUAGAACAAGACUGGUGCUUAGCCAUUGAGGACUCAGUAGCCAGAAUCCUACCAGGCAAUCCAAAACAUCCAAUAUACACACAACGAACCUCUUCUUUCUACAAAAUCACUGGUCUACCCUUAAACACGAACGCAAGAGACUUAAGCCCUUUAGUGACACACUUGAAGGGACUUACGUGUACUUUUACUCAAACCUCACGCUCAUCUUUUUUCAAGAACGCGUUUAUAUACGUCCACCCAAACGAUAUCAAAAAAGAUUAUACCACAAUUACGGGUACAAAAUUUGGUGAACACACAAUCUUCAUUUUUCCACACACUAACACCAAAAAAACUUGCAAUGUAUGUGGUAACCAUACACACGAAUACAAAAACUGCCCUAGUACUGAUUUCGUUUUAGACAAAAAUGAACUUAAAAUAUUCAAAAAACGUUUCAUCAUACGUAACAAAGAUCGUAUACUCGUCAACGAAACAACCAGACAAACUUACAACCAUGUUAUAAAACUCUCCAAAGAUAAUCCUGGUAACUCAAACGGACAAUCUCGUCCCCAACCGAACACUCGAGGCAAACAAAAUCAAACAUAUAACAACACUACUAAUCACCCAGAUAGGACGUAUCAGAAACCUAAGUCAUCCUGGUCCCAACAACAACUGCCCCAAGAAAUCUUAGAUAAAAUUGCACUUAUGGAACAACAAAUUACUACCUUAACAAACCACGUUAACGUAUUACAGGGUUCCCACCAAACGUUCACAGAACAAUAUUCCUCGCACCACCAACAACUAACCACAAUUGACACUAAUAUAGCGUUGCUUACGCAUAGACAAGAUAGUCUUGAAAAUCAACAUAAAUCCUUGAUGACCCAGAUGCAAACACUCAUCAACACUUUACAAGCAUCACAAACCCCACCCACCCGACAACAACCAGCUAGGAAAGCCAAACGUACUAGUACCCCAUAUGAAAAAACCCCUUUGAAGGAUGUAAAAAAACGAUUCACCCAACCAUCUACUGAAUCGGUAAUGACUGAUAGUGAUGCACUCCCGCUUUCCGAUGAAUAUUACACGGAAUCUGGAGAUAUCUCCGAUACAGGCACCAUUGAAAAUACAUAUGAAGCAUCCGAUCAAGCUACUUCAGGACAAUCGAGCUUCAUCCUCAACCCAUUUAACUGGGGCAAUAAACCUCAGGUUUAA
Molecule: messenger RNA, 2019 nt
Organism: Rhizophagus irregularis DAOM 181602=DAOM 197198
Lineage: Eukaryota; Fungi; Glomeromycota; Glomeromycetes; Glomerales; Glomeraceae
Source: RefSeq, a predicted model, not a curated record